Molecule: messenger RNA, 2529 nt
Organism: Hypoxylon trugodes
Lineage: Eukaryota; Fungi; Ascomycota; Sordariomycetes; Xylariales; Hypoxylaceae
Exons: 5
Coding region: 177-2213 (678 amino acids)
Biological process (GO): regulation of DNA-templated transcription
Cellular component (GO): nucleus
Molecular function (GO): transcription cis-regulatory region binding; DNA-binding transcription factor activity, RNA polymerase II-specific; zinc ion binding
Source: RefSeq, a predicted model, not a curated record
CAAAUAUAAACGAUGGCGUAGCCGACCGGCUAACUCCCUCUAAUUCACUUCUCUCUACAGGCAUCUAGGUCGACUUCGUGCGACGGCGACAUUACUUUUUAAUAUAUGCACAUGUAUCCCUUCGGGCCCGGAGAACGCACCUAAUUAGCGCGCCAUCGGUGCCGUAGGAACCAUUCAUGUCAAUGCCGGAUACCAAUCGAGAGACAUCGCCGCCCACGCCGGCUCCAUCUAGUCGCAUCAAGCGAAAUACUGCAUGUACUAGUUGCCGUGAUGCUAAGGUACGGUGUAAUCCGAGCCAGAAUCCUUCUCAGCCAUGCCAGCGUUGCGCAAAGCUUCACUUAACGUGUCUGGUGGAUAAAACUCAUAAGAGAGUAAGCCGAAAGAGUAAAUUGGAUGAGUUAGUACAAGAAAUCCAAUCUAUUAAGCAGAGUGUUGGUGGACAUCCCUCAUCCCCGACUGUGACAGUGGGACGUGCCGAGCAAAAUGAUACCUUCACCCCUUUUAAGGAACACAGUACGCCACGAUUUGGAGUACCCUCUCCGGCAAGCGUCUCUGCCGCUGCAGAGAUACGCCCCCCUCCUCUUGCAACGCCAGUGAACGCCACAGUUGCUCCCUCUUCCGUAAUACAUACACCCGCAAGUACCACGCUUGGCCAGACCCCUACGACUGAACCCACAUUCCCUAGGGCUUUAGGGUCACAGCCGUUCUCGGGUGAAGAUAUUGAUUACUAUUUUCAUAAAUACUUCGAAUGCUAUCAUCCAUAUAUGCCAAUCAUAAGGCAUAAAGAUCCGAAUAAGUGUUAUGAAGCUUGUCCAUUCUUAUUCUGGACCAUCAUCUACAUAGCAUCACGUCGCUAUGCCAAGACCUCUACGGUCUUCCCCUUUUUAUCCGAAUCGGUCAAGAAAGAUGCCUUCACGGCUAUCACUAACUGGCCUCUGUCUAUUUCUUCAAUAAAUGCCCUUAUAUUGCUCUGCGCAUGGAUAUUCCCUGAAGUACGGUUUGUAAACGAUCCAAGUGCGUUGUUCUCUGGGGCUUGCAUGAAUGCGUCCCUUCAGCUGGGGAUCCACUGCGGGAAAGGAAAUCAUCCAGAGUACAGUCAAGGUGUUUUCCAGAACACCUUCACAGAUGAAGAGGCUUCCUUCACCUGGGCUGGAUAUAAUAUCAUUGCCCAAAGGAUAUCAUCAUCUUUAGGUAUCCCACCUGUCGGUGGUCUAUUCAACCAAACCAUCCAGAAUAUCAUCGAUGGCCGAACCCCAUUUCAAGUUCCAUCUACAUUUCGCGUUCUCUUAGAAUGCCAGAAAUUCUCUAAUCAUGUGACAAAAAUGAUGGCGGCGUGCCUGGAAGAGUCGCGAGGGGUUUCGCCACAAGUAGUUCAGCUGUUGGAAGAUGAGUGGAACGCUGUGAGGGGCCUGAUAUGUUCCGAACGCGCAGACGAGCUCGACCGCUUCAAUGCGUUGCUAGUCCAACUCGAAAUCCAGACCUACUACAUGAUCCCCCUCCCAGGCUACGACCCGGAAGCCCUAAAACGCAACAUCCUCCGUGCCUACAACACAGCACGCGCCGUCAUGCGCUCGGCGCUCGACCUCGACCGGAAAACCGAUUUCCUACGGCACGUGCCGCACUUCUACUUCCGCGCUCUCCUAGCCGCAGGUUGUGUCGUGUACCGCCUCCUACGGUCUUCAUACAUGCAAUUCAUCGACCGCACCGAAGCCGAGAAAUCUGCCUCUGACGCGGUUACUGCUUCUAGGCGCGCUAAAGUAGCCGAUGCGGAUCUACCGACUAGAUUGGGGAAUCUGUUGGAAUCUUGGUCGGAUAGAUUGUUACGCGCAGCUUCGACGACGGUGCAGUGGAAUGAGGAACCUGUGUCGAGUUUCUCGCAUCGGUUGAGUGCGAGUGUAACUUAUGAUUGUAUGACGAGGUGGAAGACGGAUCAUGUCCAUAAUUGUAGGUAUAAGAACCAGCCUCUGGCGCAUUGUACGUGUCUGGGGAGUAAUGGGGCUGCUACGCAUGGUUGUAAUACUGCAAGUGGAGGGAACGGUGCUGGGACUGGGACAAGUGGUGCGGGUGUAGGGAUGAAUGGAAGUGAGACGCCGGCUGGAUUGUCGGGGGUUGGGAAUGGGAAUGAGACGUUGCAGAAUAUUGAUUGGACUUUCUUGGAUGAUUUUGACUGGAGCUUUGAGCCUGUUAUACCCGUGUUGACAGCGCCGACGUGAACGGUGGAAGGAUAGGGGGAGUAAAAGGGGGUUAGGGCGUGAAGGCGUGAAAGCGUGAAAGCGCGGUAAUUACACGGUAUUCAAGGAAUACCUAGGUAGGAAUGCGCACAUGGCCGGAUAGGAGCAUAUCGAAGCAGGGAUAUUUGGACGAUUAUGAGUUGAUAUCUUUUAGCAUUUGCAUAUAUAGCGUCGUGCAUUACCCGCCUCUACCGCCGAUGCGGGAAUACACGCAUCAGGAAGUAAACAAGUGAACUCUUUCAUGAACUUCGGUUCUUUCUUUCUUUACUAGGCAAGCUUAUAUGAUAAACCACAAUUC